CAGGCUAGACUACUGAAUGCGCAAAUCCACGCUUUGGUCUCUUGAUGUCAGGUCUUGAUCUGUUCGCUGGGUUUAUGUUUUUUAUCUUCGCUUUCUCCUCCUCGAUUUUGCUUCUAAAGACGCUGCACUCAACGAAUUGUAGUUUGGAGUACGGAUACCAAAGGGAACGAAACCCAAGAUGACGCGAUCAAAACCAAACGGCAACCCUCUACCAGGCUAUACGCAUAGAGACCAACCAUCACCCCCGCUCACAAGCUCGGCAUAUGCCAACCAGCCAGAUGGAGGGCUCGUAGCCUGGCUGCAAGUCUUGGGUGCCUGGAUUCUAUUCUUCAACACUUGGGGCGCCAUGAACACCUUUGGCGUGUUCCAGACCUACUACGAAAGCGGCGUGUUGUUCAAUCAGUCGUCGUCCAAUAUCGCAUGGAUCGGCUCGAUUCAGGCUUUCUGCCUGCAGGUUACGGGUCUCGUCGCGGGCCCAAUCUAUGACCGUGGCGGGUUCAAGGGUCUCAUUGUCACAGGCAGUGUCGGUGUGGCUCUGGGGUACAUGAUGCUUAGUCUGGUAACUUGGUCUGUCCGUCAUUUGGGUGAAACUUGCUGAUGGAUUGUCGUCUAGUGCAAGGAAUUCUGGCAAGUCGUUCUGGCUCAGGGAUUCCUUAUUGGGAUCGCCGAAGGGUGCCUCUUUACACCUAUGAUUUCGAUCCUCCCAACUUACUUUAGUGCGAGGUUGGGCCUUGCUACGGGUAUCGCGUCUUCUGGCUCCUCCAUGGGCGGGGUCAUCUAUCCUAUUGUGAUAAAGAGCUUGAUGUACAA
Messenger RNA from Dothidotthia symphoricarpi CBS 119687, 810 nucleotides. RefSeq lists its product as uncharacterized. Gene Ontology annotation, cellular component: fungal-type vacuole membrane. Lineage: Eukaryota; Fungi; Ascomycota; Dothideomycetes; Pleosporales; Dothidotthiaceae. The record is from RefSeq and is a predicted model, not a curated record. The transcript has a single exon. Bases 179 to 598 code for a protein of 139 amino acids.